Alternaria atra is the source of this 1776-nucleotide messenger RNA. RefSeq lists its product as uncharacterized. Bases 1 to 1776 code for a protein of 591 amino acids. The record is from RefSeq and is a predicted model, not a curated record. The transcript has 2 exons. Lineage: Eukaryota; Fungi; Ascomycota; Dothideomycetes; Pleosporales; Pleosporaceae.
AUGUUGCCUCGCGCACAGCCCCUACGACGACUACUUCACACCUCUACAUCCAAGUGCCGACUACCUGCGCAUCCUACGAAGCAUCGCAUCGCCCCACCUGCAGUCUCUAGCUCUACGUAUCUGGUCACACGCGCAUACAUACUACAUCAUAGUCGGCGGAGCACGGCGACAGCACCCCACAAGAAGAGCGGAAUCAACUUCUGGACUGUAGGAAUAGUCACUGCUAUUGCAACUGGCGGCGCACUACUCGUUCCCUUCGUACAAAGCUCUCCAAAACCGCAGACAGCAAAACGAUCCACCUCGGCUCAAUUCGAAAUCGCAGAUCUAACAGACUCGUACCUUGUCAUGGCGCCGAACACACCCGCUGGGAGGCCAGGGACUCUCACAGCCGAAGAGGACAAGAAGCUACGUGAGCUGUGGGGAAUUGUUAUGAAGGUCUUCGGUGUUGAAGUGGGGUCGGAAGCUACAAACGGCGCUGACGAGGUCCCAUCACCUACCACAAGCGAGGCAGCAGCAGACGGCAAGAAGGACAAGAAGAAGAGCAGGCUGAACGUAUUCAAGAGGAACAAGGGCGAGAAGAACGGAGACGAUAAGGCGUCGACUGCUUCUGGAGGCUCUGCUCCGUCAGACAUUAGCAGGUUGUCGAUAUCGGCUGAUGAUGACAAGUUUGGCCAGACCGCGGAAUUCAAGGCGGCAAUAGCCAAUAUUCCCCCGGAAGAGUUGCGAAGAACCUUCUGGAGCAUGGUGAAGCAUGACCACCCUGAUGCUCUGCUUCUUCGCUUCCUCCGCGCACGAAAAUGGGACGUUGAGAAAGCGCUUGUCAUGAUGAUUUCCACUAUGCAGUGGAGAUUGAAUGAGAUGCAUGUCGACGACGAUAUAAUGAAGAAUGGAGAGCUCGCCGCUCUACAGACCGCAAGUACUGAUGCUAAGACUAAGAAGAACGCCGACGAUUUCUUGACACAGUUGCGCAUGGGUAAGAGCUAUCUGCACGGAUUGGACAUUGAAGGGAGACCAAUGUGUUUUGUUCGUGCGAGGUUACACAAGGCCGGUGAGCAGACGGAAGAGAGUCUGGAAAGAUUCACCGUGUACACCAUCGAGACAGCACGCAUGCUGUUGAGGCCUCCCAUUGAUACAGCCACCAUCGUCUUCGACAUGACCGACUUUUCCAUGGCCAACAUGGACUACACACCGGUGAAAUUCAUGAUCAAGUGUUUCGAGGCGAACUACCCCGAAUCGCUUGGUACUGUCCUCGUCUACAGAGCGCCCUGGGUUUUCAACGCCGUCUGGAGCAUCGUCAAGGGCUGGCUCGACCCUGUCGUCGCCGGCAAAGUACAUUUCGCAAAGACCAUUGACGAACUAAGCAACUAUGUACCAAAGUCACAGAUCCCAAGUGAGUUGGGCGGAGAUGAGAAGUGGGAGUACAAGUACCCCGAGCCGGUGGCUGGUGAGAACGACAAGAUGGCCGACGAAAAGCCGAAACAGGAGUUGCAAAGCGAGAGACAACAGAUAGUCGGCAAGUACGAGACUACGGUGCUUGAGUGGGUACAUGCGGGUGAUGGCGCACCAGCGGAGGAGAAGAGGAAAGAGAGGGAUGCCAUUGCAGAGCAAUUGAGGCAGAACUACUGGAAGCUGGACCCGUAUGUUCGAGCACGCUCGCUGUACGACCGCAUGGGCGUCCUACAAGACGGAGGCAAGCUGGAAUUUUACGGCAAAGCACUUGAGCCCGCAGCUGCAUCCGCAAAAGCAACAGAAACGAGCGCCGAUGACCUUGACUAG